This is a messenger RNA of Paralichthys olivaceus (Japanese flounder), 822 nucleotides long. It is a transcript of the gene dapl1b.1, whose product is annotated as death associated protein 1b. The record is from RefSeq and is a predicted model, not a curated record. Gene Ontology annotation, biological process: apoptotic signaling pathway; cellular response to amino acid starvation; negative regulation of autophagy. Gene Ontology annotation, molecular function: death domain binding. Lineage: Eukaryota; Metazoa; Chordata; Actinopteri; Pleuronectiformes; Paralichthyidae.
GUGGGCGUGCCUCUGCCUCCACACUUCCUGUAUCCUCGCGUCGCGUCAUCCGCGUGGGAGCAUAAAAACAACGGAGGAGGCGUCGUGCAGAAAAAGAGUUUGUUGCUUUUCUCCUGCUUCUCCACGGAAACUUUUCAACAUGGUGCAGCAUCUGUCCAAACCCGGAGCGAAGGAGGCUCCUGUGCUGAAGGCUGGCCACCCUCCUGCAGUGAAGGCUGGAGGUAAACGAGUGGCCAAGAAAAGCCUGGAUGAGGGAACCACCCAUGGGACUCAAGAGAAGGAGACCAAGAGGUCUGACAAAAUCAGGUCCGUUGCCACCGCCAACAGGAUGCAGCAAGUUGGCAUACUCCUGGCAGGAACUCUGGACAAGCUGAGCCAUGACUUCCCCGAGACGCCGGUGAGCGUGAGGCACAGCAAGGUGCGCCCUGCGGUGGAGAAGCCCCACUCGCCCCGCACCUUUUUCAUUCAGCAGCCGAGGAAGUUUUGAACAGCGCGUGUUUCCGACUGCGCCCGGGGGGAGCCGCGUGAAGUCAACUGUGAAAGACAAACACGAGGUGUUAGACACACGAGGGGUUCUGACAGGUUGUUUGUGAUGUGUUGAUGGAAACAGAGCUUUCUUCACGCUCUGUAUUUACUCUGUAGAAAAGUGAAGCUGCCUUUUUUUUCAGGCUGCAUGAUUGUGAGAAUAUUAUAAUCCCAUGUUGUAGUUGUAUUUUCCAGCUGAUGGGAUGAACGAUGGCAGUUUGGCACCAGUAUGUUGAGAGGGGGUUGUAAGUGAGGGUUUUUGGGUAUUGCUUGGCACUUAUUAGAUAAAUAAAAAAA